AAGGAGGGUAACCUGGGAGACGGCACAGCACAAGCAAGCAAAAGCUUGGCAGAUAGAAGUUUGGGGUUUGUAGGCAAUUUGGGGGACAAGUGGCCCCAGGCCAAGACAGAAAGCAUCCAUGGAGAAGGCAGGCAGCAGUYCGUCUCAGGGUUGUAGGGUUAGCUGGGCUUAGGUUAGCUAGAUGGAGCCUUGAGCCAAUGGUCCUAGAGAUGGAGAGGGGAGCCCUUGCUUGGCAGAAGGGAUUUGUCCUCUGACACUCAGGCCUUACAAACAACUGGGCUUGCGGUGGCCAAGCUCCCCAAGUGGACACUUACCUUGCCUCUUCCCCGAUUAUUUCAUAUCGUUCUGCAACCCUCACCCUGAAACCCAGCCUGGCCUUCCUCCAGCCUGCAGCUGGGCAGAUUAUUUUGCUCCAAAAGCACGGCAGAGUACGGCUCCUUACUCGAGGAAUGCAGGCUGUGGUCGUCCAGAGCCGAUGAUGAAACGGGCUAUUUCUGCCCUGGGACAUCAGCAGGCCUCCGGGCGCUGGCUCCAAGGCACACACUAUCAUGUUUUUAAUGUUUCCCUAGACAAAUGCUUUCUUUCCCACCUUGAGACAUUUUUAUUUGAAUCUCAGUGCUGGAAUAGCUUUAGAAAACAUUGUGGAUUGAAGUUGGAAUAGUGGGGAGGGUCCAGCUCAUCGGCAAGCAAUUUCUCACUCCCCAAGUUAUCUAUUACCCGUGGCUGAUCUGGAUGUAAAAAUAGCCGCUGAGGCUGUUUGUUUAAUCUGACUGUUACUUGACACCACGCGGGUGUUGCAGUGUGGACCGUUCGCCUCUUCCCCACCAAGAACACCAUUUGGUCUCUAUUUAGGGCUAAAGCCAAGGAGCCAAUGACCAUGGACAGAAACUGCAGAGAUACCUAAGGAGGCACCAUGGUAACGCUGGAAGUGGGAGGGAGCACCCAGACACCCUGCCUUGGCCAUGACCAGCCCCCAGGCCAUAAGCACUGCGAGGAGUGAUGGCGAACACCACCCUGCCUCCAGAAGUGAGCAGAAACGAGAAUGAGGGUGGCCUCCUAGCUCACAGAUGGGCAGUGAUGACACCAAAUAUAAGCUUUAAAAGAAGUUUUAAAACUACAGAUCCUAAAACGCAGCAAGGCAGACACCCACAGCCCCCACUAAUGUAGCAGAGAAAAAUAAUCCUCACUUUGUAAUUGUAACUGGUCAACAAGAAGCUCUAAUUUUGUGGGAAGUGGUCUGCACCUACUCCUUGCCAGAAUCAUCACCCAAAGGCACCCACCAGCUGGCAGAGACAAUCUUCCUAGAGCCAACAGACGAUGCAGGGGAACAAGAAGUGCACAGACGGGUUCAGCGACUCCUCCAGCAUCGGUAGCGUGUUGGAUGAUGCAGACAGGGAGGUAAGCAACCUCACAGACCGGGCGUUCCGGAGCUUGUGCAUCUCAGAGGAUGCAUCCUUCCAUGAUUCCAAUCUGUCCCCAGAUAUCACCCAUCAGGUGUUUGGGACUUUCCAUCAGGGAACAGUGAGCCACACCCACAGAAAAAGUGGCAUUUGGAGCCAGCUUCCGUCACAAGGUACAGAGCAUGCAGGCUGGGCAGCCACCUUCCAACAGCUACCCAAGUAUGUUCAAGGGGAGGAGAAGUACCCCAAAAGCAGCCCCCCACCAACACCAUCCCAGAGGAGACUGGAGAUGCCAGUUUCUGGCUUGAGGAGCAGCAACAAGCCUGUUUCCAAAGUAUCAUCGCUAAUCAAGUCUUUCGACAGGACUGAGAGCCAACACUGUGAUAGCAGACCUCCCACCAGCAAGCCUCCAGCUCUCAAAAAUCCUUCCAAGUUUGCCCCUCUUCCAGACAGUGGUGUCAACUUCUGCUUUGAUUCUGCUUUUCUGACUGUCAGGAGGGUUCCUGCUGAAGUCUCCAACGCCCAUCAGAACAGCCUCCAGCCUGGAAGGAACCACGGAGAACAAGAGUCGCCUAAGAAUCCUGAAAUGGCCUGUCAUGGCUCCGGCAGCUUCCUCCCCAAACCUGACAACUCAGCCAGCUCAUUUGAGUCAAGAUUCCCCUCUCCACCCCACAAGCCAGCCAAGGCUGAACCCGUAAGAGGCAAGGAGUGGGCUCACAAAGGGACUUUUCUGCACAGUGAAAACAGUGCUUUUGAGUCAUGGAACGCCCAUCAACCAAAGCUGCUCAAGAGAAAGGACAUCGCAGAAACCAUCCCAGAAAGCAAAGUCCCCAAACAUUAUGAGGAAACGCCCUUGUCARGAGAACCUUAUACCCUUGAGCACAAAGUCUCUCCCUGCCCUGUUCGGGCCAGCUGCACUCAGGAAGAAAGCAGAUUAGCAGCAGGGGCUCUGUCCACAUCUGGACCCUGGGGCUGCAGAGAUCCAGGACCCCCAGUAUUCCCUGCAGAGGGAAAAGCUUCCAGCUCACAGCCUGACCCUCAGCUGAAGUCAACCCAGCCUCCAUGGAGGAAACCAAAAACUGGCAAAGGAGGUAAAGAAAGUCUUCAAGACACUUUGGAGGAAAAGAAACAGACCAACAGGAGAGGCCCACCUCUGCAUUCAAAGCACAAGCUCCAGGGGCAAUUCCCAGAAGAUGAGGCUCUGGGAAUGCCUGGGGACCCUAAUGAGCAGUACAGUCCUCCUUUUAAUAUCAGUAAGCUCCUGACCCCCAUUAUACCCACCAAGCAUGUCCUGGAAUCAUCAGACACCCAGUCAGGGGAGAUAAGCCCAUCCCCCACAGGACAGCUGAACGGAUACCAGGAGAAGGAGCCCAGUGAAUGUCAGUCAAGAGACAGCUACAAAUCCAAAGCACCCAGUCUGCUGUUUAACCUCAAGGAUGUGCGGAAGCGUGUUAAGAGUACAUACAGUCCCUCACCUCUUUUGAAAGGCUUCGAUGAGAAAACCAGAAUUAAAACUGAUGGCAAGCAAGAACCUGUGAGCAAUGGGAUCAUCCUCUCCAAUGGACUUGAAGAAAGCCCUCCUAGUGAACUUUCUAAGGAGAGACCAGCCAAUGUCCCUGGUGCAUCACAUAGCGGUACUCAGAAGGACCCUACCACAGACCCCAGUGAGUCCUCUGCAGACAAUCACCUCACCCUCAGCUCACCUCCAACUAUCACCAAAGCCCUCUGUGUCAAUGGGGAGGCUGUAGAAAGGAGCAGCGAUGGGAAGGAAGAUGCCAACGGAGAGGCAGAGCUGUGUCCCACCAGGCCAGGCUGGAGUCCAGACUCCAGGGAACGCCGCCCCAGGAAGCACCUCUCCUUGAAACUUUGCAAUAGGGAGCUUGAGGCCGGACAGGCUGCAGAGCAAACCAAGAGCCAUCAGCUGGAGAACAGGCUCUCAAGAUCCAUCUCCCAAGAGACAGAGCCAGAGAGAGACCUAAGACUUCAGAACCCACUCCUGAACCAGAAAUUCUCCCCAGGGCCCCUAUCCCCCGAGGAGGAGGAUGUGUUUUACAGCGACACCCAGUCGGAUUUUAUGCCAAGCCUCCAAAGUAAGGCCAAAUUCAGCACCAGCUCUUCAGAUCAAUCCUUUGCCUCAUUUGAUGAUCAACAGAAGUCGUGGUUUACUGAGAGCCAGCGGGAAGACAAGAAGAAUGAUGUGAGUGCAGGUGACAGUGAGAAGGAAGAGAAGGAAAAGGUGAUGGGGAAAGAUGAGCGACAGCACUGUGCUUUAGGAAACGGACACGUGUUCAUGGAGGAGCACAGCCAGGGGGAAGCACUGCAGAGAGAAGAGGAAGGUCUGUGUGGAGGGAGACCCAGGAAGGCAUCGAUGGAAGAAGGAAAUUUCAGAGGCUCUUGGAUUGGGGGAAAUAAGGACAUGGCCCUUUCACAUGCCAAAGACCCCACCCCGUCUCCAUCUUCUGCUACAAACAAGCACAAACUGUUCACGAUCAAAGACAACACCCUUAGGGCCACCCCUGUGAUCAAACCUAUCAUUCUGCCUCUUCUGCGGACUGUGUCCUCAGAGGACUCACUUGGCAGUAGCCACAAAGAAGAAGAAUUACCCAGGCAAGAGUGGAGUGAAGAUGCUGCUGGUCUCUGUGCCCAUGAAAGCCAGGAAAUGCCCAGCACCCUGACAUCCACUAAUAUGCAGGGCACUCACUUGAAGCACAUGGCCUGUGAAGGCCUAGAAGACGAUGGGCAGGUAUUCAGUGCAGCCAGGAUAGAUAACUCCCAACCGGCCCUGAAGGGGAAUUUCCCAUCUCCAUCACCCGUGGGAGAGGGGGUCAGGAUGAGGCCACCCCCAGAAGCCGCACAUGAAAUCAUGGCAAGCGAUGGCAAGAGCAGGCCCACAGCCUCAGGGAGGCUGGUUGCUCCACCCGAUAUCCCCAGGAUUGCUCUACCAGAGGACGAUUUAGAAGACGAGCGCCCCCUGCAGUCACCUGGCACUUGUUGGGAAGAGCAGGAACAGAGACAAGGCUUCCAAAGUCACUUUUUGUCUGCCCCCAGAGCAGGGCCCCCUGGGAGAAGAACCGUCCCUGGUGAGACGGCAACCUCCCCCAAUCCCAGCUCCCUGGGAGAGAGCAGCGCGUGCUCCCCGGCCACCAGCAGUGUUUGGGAUGAUGUUUCCCAGGCUCCUGAGGAACUGGGUCCUCCGGAGGAGCCUCCCCGGGCCAGCCCCUGGGCGAGCCCGGGUCCUGCCAGGCUGACUCGGCGGGAGGACCUGACGCACGGCGUCGUGUGGGAGGACAGCUCCGACCCCCAACUGGAGCCGGGGGCAGAAGACCUCCGGACCAUCUCUCCUCGAGGUGCACUGCUGGACGUGGCCACCAGCUCAGCAGCCCCUCUUGAGAAACCAGAGCCACCGGCUCAUCUGGAGAGGGCCGCCGGCAAGCCACCGGCAGUCCCCCCCAAAACGGAGAAGGCCCUGCGACGGGCCAAGAAACUAGCAAGCAAGAGGAGGAAGACCGACCUGGUGCAGGAGAAGCAGAGCGAGUUCUGGGAGGGAAAACCCUGCGCGGAGGACUCGCAGCGGACAGAGCAGCGGACAGAGCGAAGGCCGCUGUCACCUGGAGAGAGGUCCCGCGCCAGGUUCCCUGUGGUCCGCUCCUUGCCUCCUCCCGUGCAUCGCYACUCAGUGUCCGGGGUCUCUGAGCCUGUGGGGAGGCGGCCUUGGGGGCCCCAGCCCCUCACGCCCCUGCCCGCUUACCCCGCCACCCAGAAGGUCCUUCAGGAUCCCCAGUCUGGAGAAUACUUCCUCUUUGACUUGCCGCUCCAGGUGAAAAUCAAGACCUUCUACGACCCAGAGACUGGCAAGUAUGUUAAGGUCUCCGUUCCAUCCUCUGAGGGGACCUCCCCUGAGCCGCCCCUGCAGGAUGCCCUGGCUGCUCCCUACCUGCUGUACCCUGGCUUCCGGCCCGUGCCAGUGACCGCCCUGAUGCCUCUGCGCUGCUCCUCCCAGCUGUCUGCCCCCACCUUCCUCAGGCAAGGCCCCCGUGCCAGGCCCCAGAGCGCCCACGAGGCUGGACUACAACAGAUCCCUGGGCCUCAGGGCGACUCCACUCAGCAUGCUGCUGCCCAGCGCCCCCGGGGACCGCCCCGGAGCACAGAGGAGGAGGGCGCAGAAGCUCCAGGCCUGGGCAUCAUCUCCACUGACGACCUGGAAGACUUUGCCACUGAAGGCAUUUCUUGAGAAUUGCAUCAGAGGGACCCCCACUCUCACCCCUCCUCCCAAAAAAACAAAAGAGCUUACAUCCAUUCUCCCAACAGGCAAACACACACACACACACACACACACACACACACACACACACACACUUUCACUUAUAGCCCUUCUAGAUCCCAAAAACCCCAAAGGAAGUAGAGAUCCCAAGAACCCCAUGUGAAAUGCUCCCUUGUGGUACCUCUGAGAGAGGGUCACUGCUGGCAUGACCAGGUCCCCUCUCCUCCACACACCUUUUCAGAUUUUCCCACUCCUUUCCUCUUUUCCUGGUCAUCCCUGCCCUUCUGUGGCCCUGCAUCAGGGUGGCACAGGAUGCUGUCCCCCUAACAGCUGCUGGGCUCCUGCACCACUCUCUCCUUCUCAAGGGUGGGCUUGCUUGGUGACCACCCCCCCMAAAAAAAUGCUGAUCCCUGCUGGGAGCAGGAAGCACCCCAGCAGACUGCCCACCGCCCACUGCACAAGGUCAGGCAUGACACACAAUGGCCAGGUUCCAGGUCACCCCAAGUGGAACAGGCUGAGGACUGUCCCAAGGCAACAUUGCGGAAAUGAUUAUUGGCAUGGAAUGGGUUUUCUUCAUCCAAAGAAACUUGCCUCUGGAAGUUAUUUUCUGAUAAGGAAAAGGCUACUAUUUAAAAAGUGAAAUAAGUUUGCCAAUGUGGUUCUGUC
Urocitellus parryii (Arctic ground squirrel) is the source of this 6327-nucleotide messenger RNA. RefSeq names its product chromosome 5 C10orf71 homolog (gene C5H10orf71). NCBI's taxonomy places the organism in Eukaryota, Metazoa, Chordata, Mammalia, Rodentia, Sciuridae. Gene Ontology annotation, cellular component: Z disc. Gene Ontology annotation, biological process: positive regulation of calcineurin-NFAT signaling cascade. The record is from RefSeq and is a predicted model, not a curated record.